Macadamia integrifolia is the source of this 994-nucleotide messenger RNA. RefSeq lists its product as uncharacterized. Gene Ontology annotation, cellular component: chloroplast inner membrane; chloroplast thylakoid membrane. The record is from RefSeq and is a predicted model, not a curated record. The transcript is spliced from 5 exons. NCBI's taxonomy places the organism in Eukaryota, Viridiplantae, Streptophyta, Magnoliopsida, Proteales, Proteaceae. Bases 281 to 793 code for a protein of 170 amino acids.
AAUAACCGGACCAAGUGCUGGAUAGGUCCAGAGUCACUCCACAGUCCAGAGACUCCGAAGAAGCUCGCAGCGGCAGUACUGGUGACUAGUCUUUAUUAUUUGGUAGUUGCAGUGAAUCUCAAACUCGAAGCGCAUCGAUAUUAUCGAACAUCGAUUAAAACUCGAAUCAGAGCGAUAAACUGAUGAAGAUCCACCAUUUUUUUCAUUUCCCGAUCACAAAGUAGUUCUCCUCUCUCCUCUGAUACAUAUAUCUCUUUCCAUUUUUGAAACACCUGUGACGAUGACUGUCCUAGCGAAUCCGAUUGUUUCUACCAGAAAUCUUCGAACCCAUUCCUUUCAUGGUUUCUCUCUGAAGCCAGUGGACCAGUUUCUUCUGAAUGGUAGCACCAGCGGUAUAACUCUUCUUCCUAUUCAUCAAAGGAAGGCAAACCUUUCAGCUCAUAGAAGGACACUUACAGUUCAAGCAGCAUAUAGUGAUGGUGGAAAAUCAAGCGGUGCAAGUAUCUUUAUUGGCGGCUUUGUAUUGGGAGGCAUAGUGGUUGGAACACUAGGGUGCGUAUAUGCACCUCAGAUCAGCAAGGCAUUAGCCGGAGCAGACAGAAAAGAUUUAAUGAGGAAGUUGCCGAAAUUUAUAUAUGAUGAAGAAAAAGCUUUGGAGAAGACACGGAAGAUAUUAACAGAGAAGAUUGCGCAGCUGAACUCAGCCAUUGAUGAUGUUUCAUCUCAGCUCCAUGCAGACGACGCCCCAAAUGGAGUGGCCGUGGCCUCAGAUGAAAUUGAAGCCGUUAUUUGAGGUUCUGCCAUUUAUUUUACAGAAGUGUCAAAUAACAUUUUGAAUCUUUAACCCGGUCAGAAGGCAACUUUUGGUGCUUUCUUGUUGACCGUCUUAAAUACUUCUGUUUAUUGUAGCAGUGAAUUUAUUGACGGACCUUUCGGCCAUAAUUUUCAGCCUGGGCACCUAUAUGAUUUUGCAUCUGCUGGUGGCCUAUGAACA